AUGAGCAAAAAACUUGAGAGGCUUAUUUUUGGACAUAAAGCAAAUAUGAGACACAGUUCAAGUCUUACUCCUUUGCUUGAGCUUAUGCUUCUUCUGGCCUUGGUUUCUGUCUCCAGUGUUGCUGCCUUGUUGCCGACCUCUGCUCCUCUAACAGUUGGGCUCUACAACAAGACCUGUCCCUGCGCUGAAACUACUGUCAGAGGAGUUGUAAAGUCCGCGAUUGCAAAGGAUCCUGGACUUGGAGCUGCUCUGAUCAGAAUGCACUUCCAUGAUUGCUUUGUGAGGGGAUGUGAUGCAUCCAUUUUACUGGACUCAACUCCAGGGCAUCCAACAGAGAAGGAUCACUUCAUUAACAAGCCUAGCGUAAGGGGCUUUGAAGUGAUUGAUGAAGCCAAGCUUCAACUUGAAGCUCAAUGUUCCCAAACGACAUGUGCAAAGGCUUAUAGUGAGGCAAACUAUAAUGAUGCCUUAGAGGUGUUAACAAAGGUGAAUCCACUUGCUGUAGAAGCUUUGGAAGCAUAUAAUCCUAGUGUGUUUUGUAGAGCCUUCUUAAAAACACAUGUGAAGGCUGAUGUUAUAACCAGCAACAUGGUUGAGACUUUUAAUGGGAAGCGGGAUAUGACUGGUCUGCCUUGUUGCCAUGUUGUGGCAGCAAUGUUUUACUUACACAAGAAUGCAGAAGACUUUGUUGACCCAGCAUACACAACUGCAAAGUACAUUAAAGAUUAUGCACACUUUAUUCCCCCAAUUGAUGGUGAAAGGAAUUUGCCUGUGAAGGAACCAGGAAGUAGUGCAGCUGUUGAUGUUUCUGCCUUCACCAAUACCUACACAUUCAACUUCAGUCAAGGUUCAACAUCUAAAACUGGUGGGCAAUAG
Chenopodium quinoa (quinoa) is the source of this 876-nucleotide messenger RNA. Its product is annotated as peroxidase 2-like. Gene Ontology annotation, molecular function: heme binding; peroxidase activity. The record is from RefSeq and is a predicted model, not a curated record. Bases 1 to 876 code for a protein of 291 amino acids. Lineage: Eukaryota; Viridiplantae; Streptophyta; Magnoliopsida; Caryophyllales; Amaranthaceae. The transcript is spliced from 6 exons. Gene Ontology annotation, biological process: response to oxidative stress.